UGUCGGCGCUCGAAGAGAAAACAACUAAAUUGAUCAAAACAGAAAAAAAUGUCUGAUGAAAAAGUGUCUAUGGUUGUUCCCUCGCUCGAGGAACUUCCGCCGUUCGUGCGUUUCUCGUUAGAAAAAGUCGCCAAAAACGAGGGUUUUACCGACUUUUCCCUCGAAAUCGAACCAGGCGCGAAUAUCGGAGACGGAUUCGUCGGGAUUAUGUUAAAAGUUCAAAUUAAAGGUACGAAAAAUACGCAAAAAUCAGAACUUAACGUUUUAUGCAAGAUCCCACCGAUGAACAAGGCACGACGCGAACAAUUCAACUCGAUCGAGAUAUUUUCGCGCGAAAUUGAGAUGUACAACGUCGUGCUGCCGCAUCUCAAAAAAUUCCAAGAAUCCAAGGGAAUUCGCGAAGACGAGGGAUUUUUCAACUAUCCAAAAUGCUAUUUUGCUGGCGAAAGUAAGGAACUCGAUGAUGCGGUUGUCAUUAUGGAAGAUUUGCGUGACAAGGGUUACGGCAUGGCGGAUAAAUUUGUGUCGAUUGAUUUUCCGCAUGCGAAACUCGUGAUGGAGGGAUUGGGACGAUUGCAUGCCUUGUCGUUCGCAUUGAAGGUACAAGAACCGGAAACACUGAAACAAUGGCAGUUCAAAGAUGUGCUGACCGAAAUGAUGCAUCGCGAGGAGUUUAUUGAGAUGUUUGAGCGAUACUUUGAUCAAGCGAUGGAAGCAUUGAAGCCCGAAGAGACAGAUGUCAAAGAAAAAAUGGAGCAUUACAAAAAACACAUUACAGAAGAAUUGAAUUUCUUGACGAGUGCCGAAGAGGCAGAACCGUACACAGUAUUAAAUCACGGAGAUUGUUGGAUCAACAAUUUCUUGUUCCACCGUAACUCGAGCAACAUUCCGACCGACAUCAAGUUCAUCGAUUACCAAAUUUCCCGGUAUGUGAGUCCCGUACUUGACAUCGUUUAUUUCAUCUUUGCGUCGACCGACAAGGCCUUCCGAGACCAACAUUACGACGAAUUAAUCCGAAUUUAUCAUGCCUCUUUCACAAAAUUCCUCAAAAGAUUGGGAGAAGAUCCGGAAGAACUUUUUUCCUUCGACGACCUCCAAAAGCAACUCAAGAAAUUCGGUCGUUUCGGGAUGCCAAUGGCACUAAUGCUGCUGCCAAUUAUCACAACGCAAUCCAAAGACCUGCCGGAUUUCGAUAAAUUACCGGAACUCAUGGAGGAAUUCAAGAAAGGCGAUCAAAUGUCGGACGAAGCGAAGGAAUUUAUGGAGUUGUCGCGUCAAAAUGCGUUGCGUGUCGGUGGUCGCACGAGAGAAGUUGCUAUCGAUAUGGUUCGACUUGGUUACAUGUGAUUGCUCGGUGCGGCGGCGUUGUUGUUGUGGUAUUUAGUUUAGUUUAAAAAUAAAUAAAAAUUUAAUUAUUGUUAUAGAGACACAUUUUGAGUUGAUUGAAUAUCAUCAUCGGCUACUCGCUAGGCUAGGGCUACAGGCACGUUUUUCUAUUUUGAUUGAUAUUUAAAUAAACUAUUUACCUAAAUUAACGAAGCCUAUCAAAUGACAAUAGAGAAGUUAUUUUUAGAGGAAACUAAAAUUGCUACAUAUAAAUUUUUAAUUGAAGGUCAAAAGAUUUGAAUAAAAAUUAUUAUUUAGCAUGAUUUGCCUGACCUUCGUGCUAGUAUGUGAUUUCCACACGAGAUACGAUCGAAUUUCUGCUCAUUUAUUGACCGCAAUACGUUAUCUGGGCUGAGUUCAGUGUCGUUUCUAAUUAAUUUUGGUUAGCUUUUCACAGAUUUUCUAAAAUCAUGAAAUUCUAAAAUUCAAAAGAUAAAAAUUUUUUUUUUAAAUUUAAAUAAAUUAA
Messenger RNA from Culicoides brevitarsis, 1852 nucleotides. RefSeq lists its product as uncharacterized. The coding region runs from base 49 to 1347 and encodes 432 amino acids. The record is from RefSeq and is a predicted model, not a curated record. The transcript has 2 exons. Lineage: Eukaryota; Metazoa; Arthropoda; Insecta; Diptera; Ceratopogonidae.